Messenger RNA from Necator americanus (New World hookworm), 324 nucleotides. RefSeq lists its product as uncharacterized. The coding region runs from base 1 to 324 and encodes 107 amino acids. The transcript has 4 exons. The record is from RefSeq and is a predicted model, not a curated record. NCBI's taxonomy places the organism in Eukaryota, Metazoa, Nematoda, Chromadorea, Rhabditida, Ancylostomatidae.
AUGCCAACGCGUUGGGUUGUGAUCUGUAUAGCGCUGGCACUCGGCCAAUUAGGAAAACCGGUAACAACAUCAGACAUCAAAGACAUGCUGAUUAGAGUGUUCGAUGCGAGUAAUAAGGAGAACAUCAAUAAGGUUUUCACAGUUCAAACCAAAGAUAAUGAGAUCAUUUUCGAGUCGGCCGAUGCUAAAACAGCAAGAUCUGCUGAUGGAAGGCCAGAGAACACCGUGGAGAUUAUGGUAGGGAGCCGUGGGGACAAACCCGCUCUGCAUACUAUAACAAACGAUAGCGGAGGUGUUGAAGUGAAAUCAAAGGCACAAUGGUAA